This is a messenger RNA of Clarias gariepinus (North African catfish), 1714 nucleotides long. It is a transcript of the gene rpusd4, whose product is annotated as RNA pseudouridine synthase D4. NCBI's taxonomy places the organism in Eukaryota, Metazoa, Chordata, Actinopteri, Siluriformes, Clariidae. The transcript is spliced from 7 exons. The record is from RefSeq and is a predicted model, not a curated record. The coding region runs from base 103 to 1257 and encodes 384 amino acids. Gene Ontology annotation, molecular function: pseudouridine synthase activity; RNA binding. Gene Ontology annotation, biological process: pseudouridine synthesis.
UCGGUUUUUCAAUCCAGUUGCGUGCUUCUUCUCCUUCUUCUUGCUUGUGUAUUCUGUAUAUUUACAUUUUUUAAAUGCCAGCGUUUGGGACAGACAUGUAAGAUGAGUACAGUGAAGUUAUUAGGUGUGUGGGUACGUCGUCACGUGAAUCAUGGGUGUUUUAAUCGCUUUAACACGCGGAUAAAUAAUUAUGAAGCACCACGAUGUGUGUUGUGUCCUGGAAGGGAUUUCUGUACAGUUUCAGCAAAAGAUACAGACGCUCCUUCUGGGAGGAGACGGGGACUGAGAGCUGCGGAUAUCGCAGAAAAGCUUAGGAGUGAAAAAGAGAAAGGGGCGAAUAAUAAGGUUCCGGAGUCUCCUGUACAGAGGAAUGGGGCAGAGCUGAAGAGGUUCACUCAGCAGCUCCAGUCUGUCCAUCCAAAUGUCUUCGCAAAAGCACUUUCCAAAAGUAUUCUGUACCAAGACCAAACCCUCAUUGCCAUAAAUAAACCCUAUGGAGUCCCAGUAUACAGUACUGGAGGCGUCAGAAACAGCAUUGCCGAGAGCCUGCCGGUCCUGUCCAAGAUUAUCGACGGCGAGAAAGGAGGAUCCGAACUGCACGUCUGUUACAAUCUUGAGAAGGACACCACGGGCGUUCUGUUCCUCGCCAAGACGGAGGAGAAUGCAGAACGGAUACACAACCUCAUCAGGUUGCAUCAAGCAGAGACGAGAUACAUGGUGAUCACCGUCGGUGUCCCUGUUCCUUCUGAAGGUGUGAUCGACAUCCCCAUCAUUGAGAAGGAGGUCAUGGGGAGCCAGCCUCACUUUAAGAUGGGACUGAGUCCGCUGUACAGGCCGACUGAGGAGGGGGACGGGCUGGUCCGCGUGAGAGCACACCGGCAAGCGCAGAGCGCCGUCACGCGAUACAAAGUCCUGGACAGCAGCUCAGGGUGCAGCUUGGUCGAGCUCCAGCCAAUCACAGGAGUGAAACAUCAGCUGCGGGUUCACACAGCGCUGGCUCUGGCUUGUCCUAUCCUCGGAGAUCACAAGUACGCCCACUGGAACAAGCUCGCUCCUCAGAAGUUACCGGAAGGCGUGCUGCGGCGGCUUGGACUGGAGCAGAGCAAAACCCGACACCUUCCUCUCCACCUCCAUGUCCGACAGAUCACCCUACCAGGGUUCAGGGGUCACGGUGACCUCACUGUAUCCUGUCCACUUCCAAAGUUCUUCACUGCAGCUCUGAAAAAACUGCAAAUCGAGCUGCCCGAGAAGCCGUAAGAGACAAGCAUCAGCUCGGAUAUGACUGUAAACUCUUUAACUGGAGACCGAGUCAAAAUGAAGUGAGAACAGGAUACACUGACUGGAUGCAACCUUGCAGAUCAAAUUGCUUUGAGACAGGUGUGGGUUGACUUCAGCGAUUAAGGGACUUAAUUUUCUACAGUUUGUUCAGUACAAGACGAACUUUCUGGUUAUUUAAUUAAACCUCAAAUAAAUGGACCUUAAGUUCUAUUCAUUACCGUCUUACCAUUUUUCCCCCCUUGCCCUAUCCUUCCACAAACAGCAACAAAAUAAAGACACUUGCACACAGUUACAGGGACCUCACUGUACAAAAGGCAUGUUUGAAAACACAGGCUUCAAUUUUCUCAGUCUCCAGCACCACUAUAAUAUCAAUACAUAUCAGAUUACCAUAGAUGCAUAUAUAAAAAAUAAAAACAAAACAUGAAGAAAAAAAAAA